UUCCUCCUGUGGGCUUGCAUCAUGGAAGCUAGCAGUAAAUCCAGCAGUCAACAGAUUCUGUGGAAAGAUGUUGAGUUGGGAAAAGAGAAGAAGGCCAAGUACCACACCUACCAGCGAGUGGCUUUGGUUCUGGCUCUGGUCUUCCUCGUCUUGGCGCUUUGUGUUUUCAGCCUGAGAUAUCUGUGGAGCCCCAGUCUGGGGAAGGUGUAUGACCAUCAGUACAAAGCUGUGGUGGAUGGCGUGGAGACAGACAGUAUAAUGGAGAUUGACCCUGGUCGGCACAUUGAGAUCUUCAUAAUGGGUAAUGGGAGUGAAGAGGUACUUGAGGUGCACGACUUCAAAAAUGGAAUCACUGGUAUCCGGUUUGCCGAACAUCAGAGGUGCUACAUCAGGACCCAAACUAGGACCCUACCUACAGUGGCAGAGGUGGAGGCUGAGGACAGAGAGUUACUGCAGGUGGAUGAGACCGAGGCCAUGGAUAUGAAGGUGGACGACUCCCAAGUGUGGGUUCCUGCUGAGGAGCCCAUCGUUAACCCAGCAUUCCUCUUCGACUCCAAGAUCUGGGAGAUUUGCCAGGAGCUGCCCAUCCACUGGAUCCAUCCCUCCCCCCUGAGUGACUCUGACCUUCACGAGGAAGAAAACGUGGACGCACCCGACGCAGAGGUCAUAGGUCAGCGUUUCACUCGCGACGUCCUGGACCACGCUCCCGUAAACGACUAUAGAGAAAUCGGCAUCGAGCUGGAUAACCGUCUGGAUGACCACGGCUACUGCUGCCAGCACUGUCGCCGUGGUUACCGCUACUGCCGGCGCUACCACGAGCCCCUGGGUGGUUUCAACCCAUGGCCAUACUAUUACCAAGGAGGUCGGGUCAUCUGUCAGGUUGUCAUGCCCUGCAACUGGUGGAUCGCCCGUAUGCUGGGGAGGAUCUGAGGAGGGUCGGUGCCGUCUGGGGGUUAAACUGUUCAUGUCGUCAUAGGUGCAAAUUCCCCUCUGACAAAUUAUCCAGAUCACUUGUCAGAGCAUAACAGCCCAUUGCACAAAAUUAUUAUCCAAUAUAAAAGUAAAAUGGCAUUGGGGGCAUUUUGAUUCUUUCUUAAAAGGCAUCAGUCAUUUACAGCUGUCUAGUUUUCUUUGUUCAUCUACAAAUUUGUUAUUCCUGCAAUUUGAUCCUGUGCAAUGGAUUCAAUUUAAUUUGGAAGGUGUCACCUACAUCAAAUCUUUUCUAUAACAUACAUCAGCA
Scomber japonicus (chub mackerel) is the source of this 1240-nucleotide messenger RNA. It is a transcript of the gene tnmd, whose product is annotated as tenomodulin. NCBI's taxonomy places the organism in Eukaryota, Metazoa, Chordata, Actinopteri, Scombriformes, Scombridae. The record is from RefSeq and is a predicted model, not a curated record. Bases 22 to 930 code for a protein of 302 amino acids. Gene Ontology annotation, biological process: negative regulation of angiogenesis; negative regulation of endothelial cell proliferation. The transcript is spliced from 7 exons.